Messenger RNA from Penicillium digitatum Pd1, 177 nucleotides. The record is from RefSeq and is a predicted model, not a curated record. NCBI's taxonomy places the organism in Eukaryota, Fungi, Ascomycota, Eurotiomycetes, Eurotiales, Aspergillaceae.
AUGAUCAAUUUCAUCGUAUUCCUGUGUCUUAAAUGCGCUCGUGCUAUUUUCCCCAAACAAGGGUCCAGGUGGAAGAUAGAGUAUUACAUUUGGGCCUUCGGGAGACAGCUCCUGGUGAGACCGACUCAACUGGCUCGGUCGCGUAAUCCUGGGGACAAAUUUAGCAUGUAUGGCUAG